AUGCCUUUUUACGAAGUUUACCAUGCUAUUUCCAUGAGCGAUCAGCAACGAGAAGAUCUCGCUGAAGCCCUCACAGUACUUCACACCUCUAAAUUCCGAACCCCUCGCUUAUUCGUGAACGUUUCAUUAACAGAUAUAUCAAGGGCUCACACCUACAUUGGUGGGAAGAGACGCAAGGCGAAUCAUAUACGGGCAAGUGUGCGUCUGGGAAACCGGACCAAUGAAGAUUUCUUCGACCUUUGCCACUCUAUCCAAAAGAUCUGGAAUGAUAUUGUUAGUGCACAGGUGGCGAAGCACCAGACUUCAUUGAGUGAUGCAAAACAGCAUGAUUUGCAUUCGGUCAUUAUUCGGCCCUCAAACCCUGUGGGCCAUGAGGCUGGGUUUGAGUUACCCUUGGCUGGCCAGGAUCAAGAAUGGCUUCGAAAAAAACUGGGCUGA
Molecule: messenger RNA, 438 nt
Organism: Penicillium manginii
Lineage: Eukaryota; Fungi; Ascomycota; Eurotiomycetes; Eurotiales; Aspergillaceae
Exons: 1
Coding region: 1-438 (145 amino acids)
Source: RefSeq, a predicted model, not a curated record